AUGGUCAGGCUUGGCGGAGGCAGCGACUUCGGAGAACUGAGAAGCGGCAUUUAUUUGGAAACUGCCUGUCUCUGUACAGCCAAGGAACGGACAGGGGCAUGUGCUGCGCUCGCCGAACUGUUCGAGGUGAACACCAGAAGCGUCAAGUGCUGGGCACGCAGGGCGCAGCACAAUGGCGAGAAGCGCUGUUCCGAGGCGCCAGCUCUCUGGGCGUUCCCCGCUGAAGGUGGGAAAAUGCGCAGACAACGAGACUGCCCAGCCGGUCUUGUCGGCCUUGUGAAACCCAAAGGCAUCACAUCUAUGGACGUCUGUCGCGGUGUUUCUGAGCUUCUGAAGCCAUACAGAGACUCACCGGAGAGGGGACCGGCACUGUUAGGCGAGGACGAUCUGCCGUUUGGCCCAUCCCAGCCAGGCGGUGGAGUGAGAGAAAGGCAUGGAGGGAAAGGAAGGCGGAAAACUGGAGUUGGACACGGGGGUACUCUAGAUCCGGCGGCCACAGGUUGGAAACAAUACAAGGCCGUUGUCCGGCUGGGCGUGGCAACCGACACACUCGAUUGUGAGGGCCGCGUCGUUGCGGAAGAAGACUGGCGUCACGUCACCCUUGCCAAGCUAAAAAGCGUGCUGCCGUCUUUCUUGGGCAAACAACUGCAGCAGCCUCCGCUGUUCUCCGCGAAACGCGUGAACGGAGUCCGAAUGUACGACAUCGCCCGAUCCCUCCAAGAGCAGCAAGACCGCCGAUCGCAAAAUACUUUUCCGCACAUUGACGAACAAGCAGACAGCCACGAGUUCUUCGGCCACCGCCCUGAAGGACGACAGGCGUCUGUUGCGCCGCUUGCACUGCGGCAGCAACUCGCCGAGGCUCUCCGACCCCACGCGAGCGGAGGCAGAAGCUCGACGCUCCAGCAGGCUGUUCUCAAACAUACGUCGCUCCCGAAGCCCUGCGAAAUCGAGAUCUCAAAACUUGAAGUCGUCGACGAAGACCAGUUCGAGAUGCCGCAGUUUGCUAUCAGCGUCACCUGUUCGAAAGGCACGUAUAUUCGUCAGCUGGCGGCUGACAUCGCCGUCAGGUGCGGAACGGUUGGACACCUGACUGACUUGGUGAGUGGUGCCAAGCAUGACCCGGAGCCCCACUGCGGAGUCUUCUUGGUGCGCACGUGGUUCCGACAAUGGUGCCAGCAGGUGUCUUUGCUAUUUGGCUCUUUCAACACCAUGCUUCAGACGCGAACGUUCCAAGCUCCUUUCCGGCUGGAGGACUGCGUCGAGUUUGAAGGCCUUACUGCAGAUCGACUGCUUCGUCGCUUGAUCCCGGUUCAAGUGGUGGACAGAAUUCUUCGUGAGAAGCAGCGAUAG
Messenger RNA from Neospora caninum, 1350 nucleotides. RefSeq names its product putative tRNApseudouridine synthase B. The record is from RefSeq and is a predicted model, not a curated record. Lineage: Eukaryota; Apicomplexa; Conoidasida; Eucoccidiorida; Sarcocystidae. Gene Ontology annotation, cellular component: mitochondrion. The transcript has 7 exons. Gene Ontology annotation, molecular function: pseudouridine synthase activity; RNA binding. Bases 1 to 1350 code for a protein of 449 amino acids. Gene Ontology annotation, biological process: tRNA modification; mRNA pseudouridine synthesis.